Messenger RNA from Paramuricea clavata, 6347 nucleotides. Lineage: Eukaryota; Metazoa; Cnidaria; Anthozoa; Malacalcyonacea; Plexauridae. The record is from the annotation of a GenBank genome assembly.
AUGCAAGCAGCUGACGAUGCCGACCAAGUGUUGUUCCAUAAAGUACAUAAAGGUUGGUUUGAGAAGAAAUUUUAUUUUUUUUAUUCUUAGUGACUAAGGGCCUGUUCAUAUGGGCAGAAGUUAUCCCGGUUAGCGAGAAAACUUUUCGAGCGAGAUAUCGCCUUGUUACGAAAAUAAUAUGAAAAGUUACAUUGCGUUCAUAUGAGACGAAACGUUUUCCCGUGAUACCGAGAUCUCGCUUGCUGACAGGCGAGAUCUCGGUGACCGGGAUAAUGUUUUCCCCAUGUGAACACAACUUUCCCGCUUAGCGGGAUAACUUUUUUUCGUGUCAGCAACUUUUCAAUUCAAAACUUUUCCCGGUAAGUGGGAUAAUAUUUCUCCAUAUGAACAGAACAAAAGUAUUUGGCUGGUCGAAAAGUUCUCUCGUUAACCGGGAUAACUUUUGCCCAUAUGAACAGGCCCUAAGCCUAAGGUCUAUAUAGUGCAACGUCGCUCUUAAUUAACAAGUCGAACGUUCGGUUCUAGUGCCACGCUAUAUGCAUUUUCAUGCAUGCAAUAUUGACCGCGAUAGCUGCGUUUAACUUGAGUAGAAGUGUCUACGAUUAACUAAUAAAAACGGCCUAUUGAACUAGUGGUAGACCGAGAACGGCAAAGUACAGAGGAAAACAUCGAAUUGGUUCGACAAUCCCUUACGCAAAAUGGCCAAAGAUCUGCAUUUUCUAACGAAUAAUUUUAAAAUUUUGAAAAAAACGUGUACUUUCUGACUGUAGCGCGUCUAACAGGUUAUUGUUGCAUAAUAUAAAAAGUCCAUCAAAAAAAUGAUGCUCCUCGUUGAAAAUUCUAAACCCGCGGAAAAGAGGGACCGCUCGCAGUUUACGUUGAAAACGAUGUUUCUCACAUGCACACUCUGAGGUAUUUUAUAGGACGAUCAUCAAACUCUCAAAGGACUUGUAUUCAUUACAUAAAACGUUCAUUACCGUUUUGCUCUACAUGAAUUGAGUUUGAAAAAUUCUUAUAAAACCUUAUUCCUGCAGGUAAGAAACUAAUCGAGAAUAUGUUGUCAGAGCAUAAAGCCAUAUCCUGGUUGGACUGUGCUCUACAUUGUCAACGAUACGUCGAUGGAUUUUGUGCGGGCUUUAACUACAAAUCAACAAUGAAUGGCAAUGAGGUAAACUGUCAAUUAACCGUUGCCCAACAACAGCGUGAUGGCGUCAUCGAGGCAAAAACCAAGAACGACUGGGCAUUUUACCAACGACAAUACAUCAAGGUAAAAUUUAACUCAUCGUUUCGGCAGGACGAAGAUUUGAUCAAGUCCUAGGACUGGAUGAAGUUUGAUCAUGCAAGUCCUAUAUAGGACUGGAUGAGGUUUGAUUAAAUCCUAGGACUGGACAAAGUCAUUCUCGUCCCCAGGACAAUUUUCAGUCAGUCACUCGUUGAAAAUUAGGUUCAGGGUUAAACGACUAAUGGGAAAGAUCGGAUUGGUAUCUAAGAGAACUGCUAUCUCGCAGGGAAAAACUACUGCAAGUUUUCUUGCACUUGCAACUAUAAACUUUGUACAGCAGGGACAGAGAGAAAAAAAAGAAAGUUAGUUAUUAUGUAUUAAUAUUCAAAGCACCAACAGCAAUCUUUUAUCUGAUUUAUAACACGGGGCGAUACCCAAGUGUCAUUUAGUUAAUUUUUUUUAUUUAGCUUUUGCCAACUUGGGCAGGGUCACCACAACAGCAUAUGCCAAUUACUCUGGGCCCCUUUACCUAAUCCACCCUGUCAACUUUCCCUGUGGCGGGAGGAAACCGGAGGACCCUGGGAAAACCCACGACUUUCGGAGGAGCGUUGACUUUUACUCUUUUCACACGAGGACUGGGUUCGAGUCGCAUUGAGGAAGUACUCACUGAGGCUUGAACCUGCGGCCUUAGAAGUAAAAGGCAAGUGCGCUAACCACUUCGCCACCCAAGCCCCACACAUUUAAAAGAUCUGAUGAAACAUGUACUUCGAGUGUUUUGAAUCGCUAAUUUAGUCUGCUUCAGAAAUGCUCGAUUUGACCUAGUAAUUUUGAAAAUCAACAUUGUCUAACAGGAGAAACUUAAAGACGAAAUUUAUGUUAAAUUGAUUUCUUUUUGCAUUUUCCCUUAUCGUAUUCCCUUUUUUUAUUCCUAUAUCGUACCCUUCAAUUUCAGCACCCCCCCUUUUGGUCUACCAGAAUUGCAGUCCCCCCUGUUUUCAUCUGGAAAAAUCUCAGUUCCCCCAGUUUCUCCAUCCCCUCUCCCCCACCCAUAAAUAAUGAAUGGUCCCUUACUACGGGAGGAAACUAAGCUGGUUUAAUUAGAUCUCUAUGGAGAACAGUUUAGAACCGAUAAAGUUUUAUCCAGUAUAAAUAAAGUUAGUUCAGUAAAGAAUGUUCUUCUAUAGGUCCGGUUUAGAACAGCGUCUAAAUCAACCUCGUUCCCAGACCCUGGGAACGGGGGUGCGUCUAAAUCAAACCUUGAUUAUAGGUUUCACACGGUACGGUACAAAAUACGGAAGUCAUGUAUUACGCGACACAGGUUCGACAUACAUAUACACACAUACAUACAAACUUUAUUUAACCACGCUAGCUUGAACAACCCUUGGGAGGCUGAUUUCCACAAGGGACUUGUUCCGAGCUUGUUGACAAGUUGUCAACGACUUGCUACAAGCCUGUUGCGAACACAUUUUGUUGACAAGUUAUAUGUCUUAAUCGUAUCUGUCAUCCGAUUUAAUACGAUUUACUUAUACUAGGAACCAUGCAGUCCCUCGCCUUGUGCUGAUGAAAGGCACGGAAAAUGUGUCGUGAAUUCUGAUGGAACAGCUGUGUCAUGCAAAUGUUUUGAGAAGUACGAAGGGAACAGAUGCGAAAUACGUAUUUUUGAUGGUAAGCCUGUCUGUCGCACACGUUUCAUUCAUACGUACGUAAUUCAUUACACUAAAAAAAUGUAACCUUUGUGGGUUAAGGCCCUGUCACACUAUUGUGUAUGCGAGAAACGUAUGAGAAGCGUAUGGAAAUUAAUGAAAUAAUUUUCAUACGCAUCAAAAUCUUUUGAAAUGCCAGCGUAUGAGUACCGUACAUCUGGCGUACCUCUAGCGUAUUCAGCGUGUGCCUAGAGUAUGCUUAUCGUAUAAAACAUACGUCCGAUACGCACAAAAUUUUUGAACAUGCUUAAAAAAAAUUUUCUGGCUCGGCGCAUGCCAGCGUAUGUCACCGUAUGCGACCGUGCUUGAAACGUAUACAACCUACGCCUAACUUACCCCUAGCGUAUGUCAGCGUAUACCGGCGUAUGAGUGAUAUUUUUCAUACGCUGGAAUACGCUAGUACGAUACGCAAUAGUGUGACAGGGCCUUUAGGAUAAACAUAGUGAAUAAGUAAUAUCACAAUGAUUGUCAAGGCCAUUGUUUAAGAAUUCAUCAGUAGUACUAUGCUGACAUGGUUGUUGGUGACAAAACGUUUGGUGUGGUGUUGUAUGCAGUAGGGGGGCUGGGGUAUCCUUCCGAAGAGUAUUUUCGUAUUUUUCCACCCCUAGGACAGUAUUUUGUGCUUUAGUCUGAAAUAAACUUUUGGAUAUACAGUGUUACAUUAUAUUAACUGAAUCUUCAAUUAUAAUAAGUGCUUGCAUGGUAUGUUUAUGGAAAAUCCACAACUCGGUCACUAUAACUUGUUUAGAGAAUAUCACACUUCCCUUCCAGAUUCCAUUUUUCUGCCAAUGUUUUUCUUAUAUUUUAGAGAAAAGGGACCUUGACUAGGAGGGAGGUGGCAAAAUAGUUGACUGGGGGCCCCAUGGGGGCUGGGAAGGGGCUUUUGCCUACCCAGUUAUAUAGUUAAUAUAAUAAUAGUCUAUAUAGGCCGAGUAUGUAAUUAGGUAUACGAGUGUAUUGCUUGAUGUGAAGCGCAUUUGACUUCUUUCAAUACAUCGAAUUCAUCCGCUUCAUAGCUUGUCCUGGCGAAGCGGGGUCAUAUAAACAGCCCCUUAUUCAGCAAAUUGCGCAUGCUGCCUUUGAUCCCUUGGGGGUGAGGCAGCACUUUCCUUGCGAUAGUAACUUCUAGUAAUAUCUCUAUAUAGGCCGAGUAUGUAAUUAGGUAUACGAGUGUAUUACUUGAUGUGAAGCGUAUUUGAUCAUAUCAUGGAUAAUAAAAUAAAUGGAUAGGAAACUAGCUGACAUGACCUAAUGUUUUCAAUGGGCUGAUGGCGUGAUUGGAUGUUGAAACCAAGUUGCAAACCAAAUUCUCAAAAACGGCAUGUUUAGCAAUAAUACAGCUAAACAUUUUAGUCAAAGAGCAAAUGAUAUAACUACGCCAUUCUACGAUGAAAUCUCUAAGUAUUCCCAGUCAAUUUUAGCAAAUAUUUCAAGCACUAAACAGUGAAAACGGCAUCCCAAAUUUUGUUAAAAUUGGGGACGCCAAUUUCGUAGCUACAAAUGUAAAAAAAAUACAAAACAAAGACGAAAAACAUUUACCUUGAAUACUUUGUCGUGGCUUAGGCAUGUUUUUAAAACAAUUAGACUGGUUUAUGCUUCAAUAUUACUCUUUUAAAGCGGAAUGUAUAGCGAAACAACAAAAAUGGAGAGAACUUUGCAAUACGCGUGACGUCACAGAUUGCAACUAGGUUGUUUUGCUUACGUCAGCUAGAGUCCUAUCCAUUUAUUUUAUUAUCCAUGAUUAUAUUCACAUGUAAAUUUGCACAAAAGAAAUGUUCUUAAUCUCGUCCUAAUUCACUGAUUUCUUCACUGAUUUUGCAGAUCCAAAUUUCAACUUUGCACUGAACAAACCUACGAGUCAGAAGACUUACCCAAACGUAGGGUGGAAAGCAGUUGACGGAAACAGUAAUCCUGCAUGGUCAUCAGGCAGUUGCACUCAAACUCAGCCGCUUAUCACUGACCCACAGUGGUGGAGAGUUGAUCUCGGCGAAGAGAUUCCAGUUUCACGAGUUGUGAUCACAAACAGAAACGUUGCUGGUGCGAGAUUAGGCAAUUUCGCCAUUAAGAUUGGAAACAGUUUAGAUAAUGAUGGCUUAUCGAAUCCCACAUGCGCAGGGGAUAACCUAAGUGUUCCAACUGGCCAAACUAAAACAUUCGUGUGUACACCUUGGAUACGCGGGCAAUAUUUGGUAGUUCAGUCGCAUGUUAACGAUCUUUUGACUUUAUGUGAAGUUGAAGUUUACGCCUAUACUAUGAAAAUGAUUGUAUGAUGUGCACACGUAAAAAUCUCACAACUUGUCAACAAGUCGUAACAACGCUGUUAUUUUAUCAAGUUGCUACAAGUUGUUGAAUUUGCCAGAUGAGAGGACUGGGGACGAGUGUUAAAAAGUGCCCAAAUUAAGAAAUGAACCAAAUAAUUAAAAAGACCACCUCAAGAUUAGUAAGUAUACAAAGUUUGAGGACGUUUACAUGAAUACCCUUCGAAUAAUAAGCUUUCGAAAAUCGUGAAAUUACUUAUUAAAAGAUUGUCCGCGCGUCCCAAAAACAAAAAUUACAAUACAUUUCAUAGUAAAUACCACGCUUUUCAAAAGUUUAUUAUUCGAUGGAUAUUCAUGUAAACGUCUUCAAACUUUUUUUCUUACUAAUGUUGAGGUGGUCUUUUUAGUGAUUUGGUUCAAUUCUUAAUUUGGGCCAGUCUCGUUCCCCGAGCCUGCGACCCUCGGGAAGGAACGCGAAGCUCUGGGAUAAUCCGUUUCAGGGAGGAAUCUGAUUGGCCGUUGAAAUGGAAUACUUAAUUCAAUCUUAGCCAGAAUUCCUGGCUUCCGGCAACGGAUUAUCCCAGAGCCUCGCGUUCCUUCCCGAGGAUCGCAGGCUCGGGGAACGAGAUUGAAUUUGGGCACUUUUUAACACUCGUCCCCAGUCCACUCAUCAACUUCGGAAUGGCUAAUUGCAGGAAAAUAACAAGUUUGGAAUAACUUGUAACAAGUCUGUUGAGCUCGACAACCUUGUAGCAAGUUGUCUACUAGCAGGGAACAAAGCAAUGCGAACACAUCCUGACUGUUGACAAUUGCAAGUUGUUGGAACAGCAUUGCUACACUAAGUCUGUUGCAGGUUUUACGUGACAACGAUAUAUAUACAAUUUCUUGUAUAUGCUUUGGGUAACAGUGUCAUAUGUAUUGUACGAUGAUUAGGUACAUACAAAAACGGAGAACUUGAGUUAUAUUUUCUUCCUAAAACCAAGAAUAUUGUCAUAUAUAGAGGUCAGGCUAGGGUGCAACACUAAUGUAACAGUGUGUUAUUCUAUGUAACACAAUGCAAUAGUAUGUAACACUAUGUGACAGUAUGUAAUAGUAUGCAACACAAUGUAACACUAUGUGCAGUGUGUAACACUAUGUAACACUAUGUAAAAGUAUGUAUAUAAC